This is a messenger RNA of Chiloscyllium plagiosum (whitespotted bambooshark), 4610 nucleotides long. RefSeq names its product BARX homeobox 1 (gene barx1). NCBI's taxonomy places the organism in Eukaryota, Metazoa, Chordata, Chondrichthyes, Orectolobiformes, Hemiscylliidae. The record is from RefSeq and is a predicted model, not a curated record. Gene Ontology annotation, biological process: regulation of DNA-templated transcription. Gene Ontology annotation, molecular function: DNA-binding transcription factor activity, RNA polymerase II-specific; DNA binding.
AAGAGCGUACGGUUUUGAAGUGCGGAAAAGCUGCAAAUCACUGCGAGCGAACGAGCAACGAGACGGCCGGUCGCACACAACGGAUCGCGCGCUCUUCCAGCACCGCGCCGUUCUUUCCGCUUCCUGAACCGAGAGUGUGUCAGCAUGAAGCGGGUUCCUUCGCCGAAAUGAGAGCUCGCUGCGGCGGGGAGCACUGAGGAGCCCCAGGACGGCGCAGGAUUCAGAGGGGGGGAGUGCAGCCGCAGCAGUGACGGGAACAUCAACCUGCAUUGUCGGUAUCCAUCCCCCCCCACCCCUCCUUCCCACCCCACCAUCCAUAUCCCAUCCCCUCCCCCCUCCUCCUCCCCUUCUCUGCGGAUUGUGGCGUUAAAGAAAAUGAUGCAGAAUCCCCUGGAGCUGGACGCUCAUUACCUGCCUCACGAGCCGAUCCAUGAUUAUAGGUCUCACCGGUACAGGAGCUUUAUGAUCGAGGAGAUACUGACUGAGCCCCCAGGCUCAGGCAAAGCCGCGAACGGGGGAGAGCUCCUCAAAUUCGGGGUCCAUGCCCUACUGAAUAGUCGGCCCUACCACGGCCAUCUAGCUGGCCUGAAAUCAGAUCACACUGGAGUUUUUAAGUUUCCGCUGGGUCCGAUCUCGUGUAGCCUUGCCGCUCCUUUGGGUUCAUCGUUGGUAUCUGGAGGAUCGAGCCUGUCCAGCGGCCACGGAGCUCCUCACCUUCCGCUCGACCUGCACCUCCGGUCAAAGCUAGACCAAGGGCCCGAACCAGGAAACAAAGCGAAAAAAGGCCGGAGGAGCCGGACAGUCUUCACUGAACUGCAACUAAUGGGACUCGAGAAACGAUUUGAAAAGCAAAAAUAUCUCUCCACACCAGACAGAAUAGACCUAGCAGAAUCCUUGGGUCUAAGUCAACUUCAGGUGAAAACCUGGUACCAAAACCGAAGGAUGAAGUGGAAGAAAAUAGUUUUGCAAGGUGGAGGUCUGGAGUCACCGACGAAGCCGAAAGGUCGUCCCAAGAAGAACUCCAUUCCUACAAGUGAGCAACUUUCAGAACAAGAGAAAGUAAAACAAGCCGAGAAACAGAUUGAGAGUUCCCCAUCACCUUCUGAAGUUAAUCAAGAAGAAUAACGCGCUGAAAUGGUGAGGGCAAAACGACUUCUCUCUUCAUCGGAACUUUACAAACCGACGUUGAAACUGCAGCGAGCCACGUGUCUACAGAUUUAAACGCGUCACUCUUGUGGAAUUUACACUCAAACUCUUAAUGUCAGCUUCACCUUUCAAUUGUACUGUUCUCCCUCUCUUCAAACACCAGCUGAUGGAACUUAUCGCUGACCGAUUCACCAUUGUUAUAUUUUAAUAAGUAAUUAGUCACACUUGGAUGUUGGAUCAAUUUGCCGUUUGAUGUGGAAGUGUGUUGCCUAACGCAUAUCCGGUUUUAUGAAAUUGUUUUCAUUCCCUGAGUAAGAUUAUCGAGGCAGAAACUCAGUUUAGUGCAUCAAGAUGAUCACGUUGCUGUUCGAAUUGUACUCAAUUAAAGCAUUUUAAGCAUCGUUCUUACACACGUUUUGGCUGCAUCAAAUUAAAGCUCAGAAUUCCAUUCUGCAUAGACAGUCUUUCCAACACCUUCUGCUUUUUCUACAAAAUGUUGUUGAGGGAGAUGCAAUUAUCGUGACUUCUAUUUUAGUCUACAAUCCUGUGGUGCCUCUCUGUCAAGUUAGUAUUAUAAAUAUUUUGACCAAACCAGUUUGAUAGUAAGUACAACGUGUUAUGGUUCAGUGCAAAAAGCCACAGCUGCAGUAGCAGAUUCGAAGUGUUUGUACCAAGUAUCGAAUUUAUAAAUGAUUUCAUACACUUGUGAAAGAUAGGAGAAACUGUAAAUAAUUUUUGCAACAGUGACUAUGGCAUAAUGCCAAAAGUGUGUGUUAUGCCUUCCACAGGAGAAAAGUACAGAAAUUUUGAUAGCUAAUUAAAGUGCUUGUAUUUUUUAAAUUUAAAUUUCCAUUUAUACUACUCUUAUACGGAUACAAACAAUAAAAGAUUAGCCAGUCCUCGUAUUUAUUUUUUCAACUGUUAGUAUUUUAGUGCUUUUCUAGUAGGUCUGCGCGCGUUUAGACUCGAAAAUUAUUAAUCAUUAUAAUUAGAUGGGCUGGUAAAUUUUAUGUGCGAGUUUAAUCCUCAGGGAGCAUGCUUUAAAGCAAAUUAUGUUCCUCACUGCAUUCUUUUUUAAAAUCUUAUAGCCGGUAGUGUAACUGUUUAGUUAACUUUUAAAAGAACAAACUCUUACUCACAAACAACAAAGUAAAAUCCUGCAGUGGAUGUUAAACAGUUAUAAUCUGCUUCGAUUCAUGUUCAAGAGGACAGGAGUUAAAUUCAUAUGUAAAUACUUCUAUAAGUAUGUCAGCCUUAUUUGCAUAGGAAUGUUGCCCCUUCACGAUUCUACAAAUUAUUGCCACAGCUAAAUUUGUUCCCGUUCCCGUCUCCAUGGUUCUGUUCCCAACGAAUCCUCAUGUAAAGUCAAUUUUAACACAUAUUAUCUUUAUUGGAUAAUACAUCGUGUUUUCCAGCUUGCCGAUAAUGCCAUAACGAUUAAAGUCAAAUAGUCAGACGUGAAUACUGUCUGAUUAGAUGUAAAAUCGUUAGUAAUUUGGGGCGAUGGCACAAAACAUAAUCGUACUGCUUAAUGUAAAGCUAUGUUCGAAGAAUUGAAGGCGCAGGAGAGACCCUGUUGCUGCCGUACACUGUAAAUAACUCUAUACUGAAGCACGCAGGUUCACUGAUUGUUACGGCGUCAGCCGAAACAUUUAACGUUUGUACAAAAAGUGGGUGAGGGAUGUUAACAAAGCCAAAGUGGGGCUGUGUGCAGUACACUGCCUCAUCAUUACGGGUCGAGGAAAUGCUCCUAUGUGCCACAUCACCAACCAACCACUUCCCCCCCCCCCCACACACACACACACACACACACACACAACUUCCCCCGAACACCACCAGAGCUAUUGAAAUAAAGUUAAAAAUCUGUGGAAGCCUGCAUCAGUCGAAAAAUAACGCAUAUCGAAUUUCUACUACGAUCUACUCGAACACAGCACGUAUGCUUGUUGUACCAGUAGUUCACAUGUCGUUCCUUAGGGGAAGUGUUGGAAUCUGUUAUGAGGGAUGAGGUAACACUGCUCUCAGCAACACUGUAUGAUGAUCGAAGUUUAUACAGAUUUCUGCAAGCGAAAUCGUGUCGGAGAAAUCUGUUUUUUUAACAGUAUAACUAAUAGGAUAGAUAUGGGAUUUGGAUUUUCAGAAAGAAGAGGUACCGCACAAGAGGCUGUUAUACAAAAUUAGGCUCGUGGGAUUGGGGUAAUAUUUUAACAUGGAUUGAGGGUUGGUUGACAGACAGGAAACAGAAAGUAGGAUUAAACGGCUCAUUUUUAUAUGACAGGCAGAACCUAUUUAAAGCCCAUCUCAAUAACUUCAAUACGAGUAAUGAAUCUAAGUUUGCUGACGACACAAAGUAACUAGGAACUUGAGCUGUGAGGAAUACACAAAGAUCCUACGGAGGGGUAUAGAAAGUGUGAGAAUAUGGCAAAUUAAAUUGUAAUGUGGCAAAAUAUGAAGUUAUCCACUUUGUAGGGAGAUAUGGAAAAGUAUAUUUUUAACAAUGGUGUGCGACUGAGGAAUAUUGAUUCAGAGGGACAUGGUUGCACACACAGUGCAGAACACUAUAUCGGUACAGCAAGCAGUGAGGGAAGCAAAUGUUAUAUUAGCCUUUAUUGACAAAGGAAGGAUUAAUACUUGCAAAUAUAUGGGGCUAUUUUGAGACCACGCCAGAAAUAUUGUGUGUAGCUUUGGGUCUCAUAACGCAGGGACCGGUAUACGUGCUUUUGAUAGAGUGCAACAAAGGUUCACUAGUGAUUCCUGCAUUGAGGGGAUUGCUUAAUGGAGUGAGAGUGAGCAAAGUAGGCCUUUCGGAAUUUCGAAGGAAAUCUUAUUGAAACAUAAAACUGUUUUGGGGCUCAGCAGGACAAAUAUUGAGAAGCUAUUUCUUCUGGCUGGGGAGCCUACAAUUAGGGGUCAUAGUCUCAAAAGGAGUCAGUUAUUUGUGAUGAGAUGAGGAGAAAAAAAAAUGUAAAUUUUCGGAAUUCUGUACUACAGGGUAAUGGAUGAUCAACUGUUGAAUAUAUUCAACACAGAGAUUGGUGGAUACUUUGGAAACAAAGGGAGCUAAAAGGUACGAGAAUAGUAAAGGAAGGCAGCGUCCAGGUAGAAGUUCAGCCAUGGUCAUGGGGGAGCAGGCUCGGAGUGCCGAAGGGAUUACUCCCGCACAUUUUUCUUAUGCAAAUACUAGUCGAGUGUGAAACCAAUAUCCUUGUCUUUUCUAAUUUUGUUAACCUACUAAUUGAAGUUUUAGAAUGCCAAUUCAAUUUUAGAUUAUGUAAAGAUAUGACUACUUUAUGAAUCUAUUUAUGCACUGUAUAUUUGUGGAUUACUGCCAUUGCAUACUUCAAACAAAGGGAACACUAAUUUAAACGAUUAAACCAUUUUCUCAGUGUCUGAUAUCUCUCAGUUUUGCUUAAUAUUUAAAAAGGGAUUUUAACCGAGAAUAUUUCGGCUUUUUGCAAUGUCUACAA